CCAAUACUGAGGUUCUUACAUAGGCGCAAGUACUUCUGAGAACCGGAUUCAGGUAAUUUCCUCUUUCAAGACCAAAGGAACUCUGUCUGCCUGCCCACAGGGAGAGAAAGAAAGGAAAAGAAAAAUUACAGAAGCGCGCACUGUCUCGGCCAUUUCUGAACUGCGUGUAGAAGAGGGGCACGAAUUUAUCUCGGUCGUCCAAUCUUUCACAGUCGGCCAAAAUGCCAAUCCUUUUCUGCCCUUAUUGUGCGAACCUUCUCAUCCUCUCGAGGAUGGAAACGGGCAGCAACCGGCUAGAGUGCCGGACCUGUCCCUACCAGCACGCCAUCGACAUGCCCAUCUACUCGCGAAAGAACUUCCCGCGCAAGGAGAAGGAGGAUGUGUUCGGCGGUCCAGGGGCAUGGGACAAUGCCCAGAAGGGCAAGGUGCAGUGUCCGACGUCCAACUGUAGCGGAGACGAGGCGGCCUUCUUCCAGGUGCAGAUUCGCAGUGCCGAUGAGCCGAUGACGACCUUCUAUAAGUGCAUGACCUGCGGACAUCGGUGGAGAGAGAACUGAUACCUCAAGAGAUGGUGUUGCACAUGGGCGGCUGGCCGGAGGGAAUAUCACAGAAAGCAUUGGGCGGAGUUAUGGGCUUGGGUAUCUUUUAUUUGGUCAUCUAUGGGUUUGAUCUGCUAGACUUGACGUUACCUGCAUGUAGCCUGGCUCUCAAAAAGUGGUGCGGCGGUCAUUGUCACAGGCUGUCAAGUCUUCCUGGC
Thermothelomyces thermophilus ATCC 42464 is the source of this 757-nucleotide messenger RNA. RefSeq lists its product as uncharacterized. The record is from RefSeq and is a predicted model, not a curated record. Gene Ontology annotation, biological process: termination of RNA polymerase III transcription; DNA-templated transcription. Bases 222 to 557 code for a protein of 111 amino acids. Gene Ontology annotation, cellular component: RNA polymerase III complex. Gene Ontology annotation, molecular function: nucleic acid binding; zinc ion binding; DNA-directed RNA polymerase activity. NCBI's taxonomy places the organism in Eukaryota, Fungi, Ascomycota, Sordariomycetes, Sordariales, Chaetomiaceae. The transcript is spliced from 3 exons.